Molecule: messenger RNA, 981 nt
Organism: Candidozyma duobushaemuli
Lineage: Eukaryota; Fungi; Ascomycota; Pichiomycetes; Serinales; Metschnikowiaceae
Gene: OAC1
Product: Oac1p
Exons: 1
Coding region: 1-981 (326 amino acids)
Source: RefSeq, a predicted model, not a curated record
AUGAGCCAGAGGGAAAAGUCCAUAGCACAGGAGGUAUCCACGCUAGGCGGCUUCAUAGCUGGCGGCAUUGCCGCUUGUGGCGCCGUGACUUUCACCAAUCCUAUCGAGUUGAUCAAGACCAGAAUGCAGCUUCAAGGUGAACUCACCAGUAAACAGAACGCUCAGAAGCUCUACACGAACCCUUUGCAGGCUCUGGUGGUCAUCUUCAGAAACGAGGGUUUGCGUGGUUUACAACAGGGUCUUUUAUGUGGUUAUGUCUACCAACUUGGGCUCAACGGAUGCCGUAUUGGACUUUACGAACCCAGCAGAUUCUACUUGACCAAGUUGUUCAACCCUGGCUCUCUCACCGGCGAUCAUUACAGUGAUGUGCCUCAAAAUCUUUUAGUCAACGUGUUUGCAGGUUUCAUCUCGGGCUCUGCUGGUGCAGUGAUGGCCAAUCCGUUCUUUCUUAUCAAAACAAGAAUGCAGUCUUUCAACAAAGCAAGCGCUUCGCUCAAGGUCAGUGUCGGUGAGCAAACUCACUAUAAAGGACUCUACGAUGGCUUGAAGCAGAUUUUCGGGACAGAAGGUGUCAAGGGUCUCUUCAGAGGAACCGAUGCUGCUGUGUUACGUACCGGUGCCGGUUCCGCUGCCCAGUUGCCGGUUUACAAUUUUACCAAGAAUUACCUUUUGGAUCACAAUCUCAUGGCCAAUGGCACUAUUGGGUUGCAUUUUGCUGCUUCAUCCAUGGCAGGCUUGGGUGUGGCUAUCGUGAUGAAUCCAUGGGAUGUGGUGUUGACGAGACUAUAUAACCAAAAGGGUGACCUCUACAAGGGUCCAAUCGACUGUUUCGCCAAGACCAUCAAAAUCGAAGGCCCUACAGCUUUAUACAAGGGUUUCUGGGCGCAGCUUUUCAGAGUGGGGCCCCACUCGAUCUUGACCUUGAUGUUCAUGGAGCAGUCCAUGAAACUAGUCUACGCUGUGGAGCGUAGAUUCACAUAA